Molecule: messenger RNA, 945 nt
Organism: Phragmites australis (common reed)
Lineage: Eukaryota; Viridiplantae; Streptophyta; Magnoliopsida; Poales; Poaceae
Product: membrane protein PM19L
Exons: 3
Coding region: 176-685 (169 amino acids)
Source: RefSeq, a predicted model, not a curated record
UUCCCCAGCGCCUUUAAAAAUAGAGCUGCUACGGUUUACUAGAGCUAGCUCGAGUGCGCCCUGCUCCUUGCCCCUCUCCAUUGCUGUGCAAGCUUAGGCUCGCUCUAGAUCUCCGGUAGGCACUGAGGUGCAGAGGGUUUCCUGUGACAUCCGCAGUAAAGCGAAGGCUCCAACAAUGGCCGGGGUUGGGAGGAACAUGGUGGCGCCGCUGCUGGUGCUCAACCUCAUCAUGUACCUCGUCGUCAUCGGCUUCGCCAGCUGGAACCUCAACCACUUCAUCAACGGACAGACAAACUACCCGGGUGUGGCUGGCAACGGCGCGACGUUCUACUUCCUGAUGUUCGCCAUCCUUGCCGGCGUGGUCGGCGCCGCGUCCAAGCUCGCCGGCGUGCACCACGUCCGCUCGUGGCGCCAUGACACUGGCGCCACUAACGCCGCGUCCUCGCUCAUCGCCUGGGCCAUCACCGCGCUUGCCUUCGGGCUGGCGUGCAAGGAGAUCCACAUCGGAGGGCACCGGGGUUGGAGGCUGCGGGUGCUGGAGGCGUUCAUCAUCAUCCUCGCCUUCACGCAGCUCCUCUACGUGCUCAUGCUCCAUGCCGGCAUCUUCGGUGGCAGCAGCGGCUACAGGGAUCAUGACUACGGUGUCGGUGGCGCCGCCGGUGAGCCCAAGGGCCCCAGGGUCUAAAUCCUGGUCCGCCCUUGUGCAAAGGGUUAGAUAUAUCGUGCUGCAACAAUAACGUAAUACUACUUAUGAAGGGUUGUGUUGUGUGCUGAUGUGUGUAUAUGUACCAUGUCGAUCGUGUUCUCAUGCAUGUUUCUACUCCUAGUUGAGUCAAACCUUGGCCUGUACGGCUGUACAUGUUCGUAGUGUCAAAUGUAAUUUGAAUGCGUCAGUUUCCGCCUGGCGGUGACAUGCAUUGAGAUGAAAUCAUCGUGUGGUGUUGG